AUGAUCUGGCUAUCCGAAAGACAAAAGUUUGGUGUUGGUUUCACAGCAGGUGGAAUCUUUUUCUUCUUAUUUGGAAUCUUGACAUUUUUUGACUCCGGCUUCCUUGCCUUGGGCAACUUGCUCUUCAUAAUAGGCCUCAUUCUUAUAAUUGGCCCACAGCGCACAAUUUCCUUUUUCACGCGUCCAACAAAGAUUAGGGGCACAGUCUGUUUUGCAUUGGGUAUAAUAUUGAUCUUGUUGAAAUGGUCAUUUGUCGGGUUUGUGUUGGAAAGUUUUGGAAUAUUGGGCUUGUUUGGUGAUUUCUUUGGCACUAUUGUCCAGUUUUUGAGAUCUAUUCCUUACAUUGGUGAUGUUUUGAGUCAUCCUUUGGUUGCACCGACUAUUGAUAGGUUGGCGGGUAUUAAUAACACAUUGCCGGUAUGA
This is a messenger RNA of Lodderomyces theae, 423 nucleotides long. RefSeq lists its product as uncharacterized. The record is from RefSeq and is a predicted model, not a curated record. Gene Ontology annotation, cellular component: Golgi cis cisterna; COPII-coated ER to Golgi transport vesicle; Golgi membrane. The transcript has 2 exons. Gene Ontology annotation, biological process: retrograde transport, endosome to Golgi; endoplasmic reticulum to Golgi vesicle-mediated transport. Bases 1 to 423 code for a protein of 140 amino acids. Lineage: Eukaryota; Fungi; Ascomycota; Pichiomycetes; Serinales; Debaryomycetaceae.